GGAUAAAUAAAGUGUUGAUCAGUCUCUUGUUGACUCCCCACACCCACAGAACACGCUAGCUAGCAGUAGGCCGGAGAGUUGACUAGGACGGGGCAGCGGUGGCGACCAGAAACGCAGAAUAGGAGGAGGACGUCCCCAAAAAAGAUCAAAAGUCAAGCCGAGAAGCCACCGGAAAACUCCACUAAGAGUAAAUUACAAAAAGAAAUUAAAAAAAAAAGAGAUUAUCCAUAUAUAGUUUUUUUGUCAGUCAUGUAAUGGUAGUAUCAUUAAGUAAGUGGGGUGGUUUAUUAAGAAGGUCAGGUGGCAAAAGCCGCAAAGACUUGGCUGCUUUUGCUUCCAGCUGCUGCCGCCUUGCUCGGUAGACCCGGCGCCCCAAACCUACCUAAUCGGGGCUUCUUUCGAUUUUAGGCGUAGAAAUGGGGAAGUGGUGGCGGUGCGAUAUCCGCUAUCUUCUCCUGCUUGCUGUGAUCCCUUUCAUCUACGUCCAGAUGCGGCUCUUUGGCACCCAGACUGACUAUGCUGAUCGUCUUGCUGCUGCUGUAUGUAGAAGCAGAAAACCAUUGCACUAGCCAGACACGAUUACUGAUUGAUCAGAUUAGCAUGCAACAAGGAAGGAUUGUGGCCCUUGAAGAAGAAAAGAUGCGUCAGGACCAGGAAUGCAGACAAUUGAGGGCACUUGUUCAAGAUCUUGAGAGGAAGGACCUGAAGAAGUUAAUUAGCAAUGUGCAGGUGCCAGUAGCAGCCGUUGUAGUAAUGGCUUGCAAUCGUGCUGAUUACCUUGAAAGGACCAUCAAAUCUAUCCUGAAAUAUCAAAAGUCUGUCGCAUCAAAAUUUCCUCUCUUCAUAUCACAGGAUGGUUCAGAUCCAAAUGUUAAAAAUAGGGCUUUGAGUUAUGAUCAGCUGACAUACAUGCAGCACUUGGAUUAUGAACCUGUCCACCCAGAUAGGCCUGGGGAGUUAAUUGCCUACUACAAGAUUGCACGUCAUUACAAGUGGGCAUUGGAUCAAUUGUUUUACAAGCACAAUUUCAGCCGAGUCAUCAUACUUGAGGAUGAUAUGGAGAUUGCCCCAGAUUUUUUUGCCUAUUUUGAGGCUGGAGCAAUGCUUCUUGACAGUGACAAGUCAAUUAUGGCUAUAUCUUCGUGGAAUGACAAUGGGCAAAAGCAGUUUGUGCAAGAUCCUUACGCGCUCUACCGCUCAGACUUUUUCCCGGGUCUUGGAUGGAUGCUUUCUAUAUCUACAUGGGAUGAAUUAUCUCCAAAGUGGCCAAAGGCUUACUGGGAUGAUUGGUUGAGACAAAAGGAGAAUCACAAAGGUCGACAAUUUGUUCGACCAGAAGUGUGUAGAACAUACAACUUCGGUGAGCAUGGGUCUAGUUUGGGGCAAUUCUUCAAGCAAUAUCUUAAACCUAUUAAGCUGAAUGAUGUACAGGUUGAUUGGAAGUCUAUGGACUUGAGCUAUCUAAUGGAGGACAAGUAUGUCAAGCAUUUUGCUGAACUGGUUAAAAAUGCUAAACCUGUGUAUGGAGCUGAUGCUGUUCUAAAAGCAUAUAACAUAGAUGGUGAUGUGCGCAUUCAGUACAGAGACCAAAUGGAUUUUGAAUUCAUUGCCCGCCAAUUUGGUAUUUUUGAAGAAUGGAAGGAUGGGAUACCACGGGCUUCGUAUAAAGGAGUAGUAGUUUUCCGGUAUCAAACCCCAAGACGUGUAUUCCUUGUCGGUCCUGAUUCCCUCCAGCUGCUUGGGAUUGGACGCACCUAGAGUUUUGUAGAAGAGGACACGAUUUUCGGAUAAAGUGGGUUUAGUGAUGUGAAAAAGAUUCCUAUAAAAGCAUGCAGAGGCAUUAUGGGCAGUUUAUCGUCCAAUUCACUGUAAGGAGUGUGUGACUGGAGCUUACAAAGUUAAGUUUUUUUUUUUCCCUAAAACUAUCACACAGGAUAGUCAAAAGUACCAGUUUGCUACCAACAGAUGCAUUUUCGAGUGGAGAGGAAGAUGAAUUGCGACCAUCCCCCUAUAUGAGCCCCUUCCUCCCUCCUUAGUAGUGUAGACGGGUGGUCGUUACUCUUUUGUAGAUUAUAGUACUGAGUAAUUAAAUGGACACAUACUGUUAAUAGUUAAAGACAGUUCAGUACCCAUAACGAAUCCUAAAACAUUUUUUUGCCUAAGCUGCAUAAAAUUUCACUUGGAUUGUGAUUCUAUA
Molecule: messenger RNA, 2197 nt
Organism: Coffea eugenioides
Lineage: Eukaryota; Viridiplantae; Streptophyta; Magnoliopsida; Gentianales; Rubiaceae
Product: alpha-1,3-mannosyl-glycoprotein 2-beta-N-acetylglucosaminyltransferase
Exons: 19
Coding region: 517-1758 (413 amino acids)
Cellular component (GO): Golgi apparatus
Molecular function (GO): alpha-1,3-mannosylglycoprotein 2-beta-N-acetylglucosaminyltransferase activity
Source: RefSeq, a predicted model, not a curated record